AUGGAGCAAGAUACCUGCAAAGAAUUGGCUCAAUAUAUUGCUCCUGGGUUUGAUUACCCUCGUCCACCUCGUAAUGCUGUUAGCCACGAGGAGACAUUCACUAGCCUUUCUACUCUCACCAUCGAUCUUUUGCUCUGUAGCAAGGUGGUGAGCCACGAGCCCGCCAUAGUUUUCUAUAAUAGGAACACACUUUCUUUUGAGGGAGAUCAUAACUGGGAUCCUGUUGUUCAUUGGCUGAAGACCAUUGGUACUGACAAUCGAAAUUCUCUUGCAAUGCUGGAGGUAUGUGGCAAGCGACCCGAUCAAGUGUGGCAAAAUUACUGUGGAGAGCGUAUCCACCAUCCUUUGAAGCUUUCAAAUGAAGAAAUAUACCUUAGGCAUCCAGACUUUGCCACCCUCAUAGAUGAUUUCAAAUAUGGCUGCGUCGACAAUAUCAACCCGACUUUAGAGGAAAUUCUUGUAUUGUUGGGACAGCGGGUCUCUAACAAGAAAGUUACUAUUAUCAUGCAAACUGGUAGAUUUUACCCCGGUGGAGGGACCGAUCCUGUUGAGCCCGAUGAGCUAUUCCCAGAAGACGGCUGGUACAGUAUGGAGCUGCCAAACUUGAUAGAAAAGUUUCUAGAGCUUCAUUCCACUUACUCGAACAAGCGUUCAGUGGAGGGGAUCUGGAAAGGAUUGUCAGAUAAACGAGUCCUCGAGACAGAGUUCAUGGAAUGUCUUUGGUGGAAUGUCUCCACCUUCCCCGUCGAAAAUGAAGAAGCACUUGCUAUGUUUGGUAAAUAUCACAACAAAGACGAGAGUUAUGCUAGGUACACACUGGAGAGAAAUAAACUCACGGAGCCACUUAUAACUCAAGAUCCUUCGCCCUUUUCAGACAUUUAUGUAUACUCACAGAUCAAUAGGGAGGAUUAUUUGUAA
This is a messenger RNA of Botrytis fragariae, 918 nucleotides long. RefSeq lists its product as uncharacterized. The coding region runs from base 1 to 918 and encodes 305 amino acids. NCBI's taxonomy places the organism in Eukaryota, Fungi, Ascomycota, Leotiomycetes, Helotiales, Sclerotiniaceae. The transcript has a single exon. The record is from RefSeq and is a predicted model, not a curated record.